This is a messenger RNA of Arctia plantaginis, 3492 nucleotides long. Lineage: Eukaryota; Metazoa; Arthropoda; Insecta; Lepidoptera; Erebidae. The record is from the annotation of a GenBank genome assembly.
AUGAAAAUCUUAAUCCAUAUAAGUCAUCGCGCCCACACUGUGUUCGUGGGAGUACAUGUGCCAGCCAGACGACAUUCGCACAGGAAGCACAAGCACCACCGCAACGGUGACAAGGAUGCUGAGAGGCCUGGACCAGGCUUAAUGACACGAGUUAGAAGAUUAAGCGUCACGGAUGACGGUGAAACAUUGACGCCACCAGCUCAAAGAGUACAAUUUAUUCUUGGAGAAGACCUAGACGAUGCCACUUUUGAAUCCCAUCCGUUGUUUUCCGAAAUGGAGGAAUUGGUCAAAGACGGCGAUGAACUUGAAUGGAAAGAAACCGCCAGAUGGAUCAAGUUCGAGGAAGAUGUUGAAGAGGGUGGAAAUCGUUGGUCAAAACCCCACGUAGCCACAUUAUCUCUUCACUCACUAUUUGAAUUGAGAAGUCUUAUACUAAACGGGUCCGUCAUUUUAGACAUGGAAGCAAGCUCUUUGGAACACGUGGCUGAUAACGUUCUAAAUAAUAUGGUAGCCGACGGCACCUUAGGAUAUGAUUCCAGAGAGAAAGUUAAAGAUGCUUUAUUAAGACGACAUAGGCAUCAACAUGAGAGACGAAACCAUAACAAUAUGUCAAGACUUCCCCUUAUCCGAUCACUAGCUGAUAUUGGACGAAACCACUCUUCGUGUAAAAGUCAUCCGAUCCCAUCAGAUUUCCAGGAAGGUGGCUCUCGACGCUCUGGUUCGAGGAGUUGUCGGGGGUCCACCUCGUCUCCUCACACCGCUCUUCUUCAAGCGUCAGAUGCCAGGGGUUCUUAUCUAGCAGUACCAGGUGGUGGACACGAUGAUGGUAUGGUAAAAAGUCCAAGUAGCAUAUCUAUGCAACGUAAUCACAGUACUGGAGAUCUACCAAUGAAUGGAGAUAUAAACCACAAAUGUAAUACAAAUUUCAUGAGGAAAAUUCCACCUGGUGCAGAAGCAUCCAACAUUCUAGUCGGUGAAGUAGAUUUUCUUGAGAAAACUCUGUCGGCCUUUGUAAGACUUAAAACUGGUACGAUAAUGGGAGAUUUAACCGAGGUCCCAGUACCUACAAGGUUUAUGUUUGUGCUACUCGGUCCACCGAAUAGCAACUCCAGUUUUCAUGAAAUUGGCCGCGCUAUGGCUACAUUAAUGUCGGAUGAAAUAUUUCAUGAAGUUGCUUAUAGAGCUAGAAAAAGAGAUCAUCUUUUAGCUGGGAUAGACGAAUUCCUUGAUGCAGUAACUGUUCUACCCCCAGGUGAAUGGGAUCCUUCUAUCCGCAUAGAGCCUCCAGCAGCUAUACCUUCACAAGAUCCUAGAAAGCGUCCUAAUGAUAACAGCCAUAAAGAAGAGUUUGACGAAGAAGAAGAAGAACAAAAACAAAGAGAGGAAUCAGGGUUGGCACGAACUGGACGACUAUUUGGAGGUUUGAAAAAUGACCUUAGAAGAAAGAUCCCUUGGUAUUGGUCGGAUUUCAAAGAUGCAUUAGCCAUACAAUGUGUUGCGUCGUGGAUAUUUUUAUAUUUUGCUUGUUUAUCACCCAUUAUAACUUUUGGAGGACUUUUAGGAGAAGCUACUGGAAAAAAUAUGGCGGCAAUGGAGUCUUUAAUUUCAGGAUUUAUUUGUGGAAUGGGUUACGGUUUCUUUUCAGGACAACCAUUGACAAUCCUAGGAUCAACCGGUCCCGUUUUAGUAUUUGAGACAAUUGUAUUUGAGUUCUGCAGACAAAUUGGUUGGAACUACAUGUCAUUUAGGUUUUGUAUCGGGACGUGGAUAACGAUCAUUUUAAUUAUAUUAGUAGCAAUAGAUGCCAGUGCACUUGUCUGCUAUAUAACAAGAUUCACUGAAGAGAAUUUUGCUACUCUAAUAGCCUUUAUUUUCAUUUACAAGGCAGUGGAAAAUGUAAUAUCAAUUGGUAAAAAAUAUCCCCUAAAGACACGCCCAGAUGAAAUUCUCAAUUAUGAGUGCUAUUGUUUGCCAAGCAAUUACUCUAAAGUACCAGAACAAUUUAAUUGGACAUCAGUGGACAAAGACUCUUGUCAGCUUUAUAAUGGAACUCUAGCUGGUGGAGGGUGUGAUACAAAAGUCUAUGUACCAGAUGUUUUUUUAAUGUCUAUUAUUCUUUUCCUUGGUACGUUUAUUAUAUCAGUAAUCUUAAAGGACUUCAAGAACUCAUUAUUUUUUCCAUCUAAGGUUCGACAAAUCAUAAGUGACUUCUCCGUGAUCAUAGCAAUAUUGUCAAUGUCGUUUUUGGAUUACAAAGUUGGUGUAAAAACGCCAAAACUGGAAGUACCUUCCGAAUUUAAACCAACAUUACCAACACGAAACUGGGUCAUUACUCCAUUUAAUGGUAAUCCAGUAUGGUCUUCAUUAGUAGCAAUUUUACCAGCGUUGUUAGGGACUAUACUCAUAUUUAUGGACCAACAAAUUACAGCUGUUAUAGUCAAUCGCAAAGAGAAUAAACUCAAGAAAGGAUGUGGUUAUCACUUGGAUUUAUUCGUCUUAGCAAUACUUAUUCAAAUAUGCUCUGUUAUGGGACUGCCAUGGUUUGUUGCAGCAACAGUACUGAGUAUUAAUCACGUGAAUUCUUUAAAAGUAGAGUCAGAAUGUGCUGCUCCAGGAGAAAAACCACAGUUUUUAGGAGUUCGCGAACAGAGAGUCACUCAUAUUUUGAUUUUCUUAAUGAUAGGAUGUUCAGUUGUAUUAACACCAGUUUUAAGUCACAUACCGAUGCCUGUGUUAUUUGGAGUAUUUCUUUACAUGGGAGUUGCAUCGUUGAAGGGCCUUCAAUUCUUUGAUAGAAUUUUGAUCAUGUUUAUGCCACAAAAGUAUCAACCGGAUCAUAUGUUUCUACGGCAGGUGCCAAUACGACGCGUACAUAUAUUUACAGCUAUUCAAUUGACAUGCCUAGUCUGUCUAUGGGUAAUUAAAUCAUUUUCAAUGACGUCAAUACUUUUCCCACUGAUGUUAGUAGUAAUGGUUGGCAUCAGGAAAGCUCUGGACUUAUUCUUCACAAGGAGAGAGAUGAAGAUACUUGAUGAUGUGAUGCCAGAAAUGACAAAGAGGAAUCAGGAUGAACUACGAGAACUCGGAGACGCAGAGGAAGCGAACAAGAAUACUCCACCGACAUAUCAAGAGAAUCUUCAGAUCCCGCUUAUUAACGGCAAUAUAAUGAACAUACCAUUGGCAUCAAUAAAUAUAUCGGAGGAAGUAAAUAAAACCGGCAUUUGGAAGCAAGUUAACAAUGGCAACCAAAUGAAAGGUCGCGAUGGAAAGGAUAUGAAGUCCAAGAUGGGAAAGAAGAAUAAUAAACACAAGAAACAUAUAUCCAAAAACGCGCAAUCAGAAGUGGAAAGACGACUGUCCACUAUGGAUGAGGUUGAAGAGGACGACUCCGUAGUCAAGAACGAUCUCAUAAGGCGUAAAGAUUCUUGGAGCAGUGGUAUAAGAAAAAGUGAAUCUAGAAAAAGCAGCACAUCAGCUGAAACGUCGGUCUAA